Molecule: messenger RNA, 716 nt
Organism: Schistocerca gregaria
Lineage: Eukaryota; Metazoa; Arthropoda; Insecta; Orthoptera; Acrididae
Exons: 5
Coding region: 114-629 (171 amino acids)
Source: RefSeq, a predicted model, not a curated record
UGUUUUGCGCAAGUCAGGAUUCCUCAUUGAGCCCGUAAACGUGCCGUGUGCAGUGUUUUCAACGAAAUAAGUCUGUAAUAAUUUGAGGUCAGUAAAAAUAACAAUACUACAAUAUGCAGGCGGAUAGUCAAUCACUCCCCCAGGAAGACGACGAACUCAGUGGUCUUAUUCGUACACGACAGGACGAAAUACUUGCUGACAUCAAAAAUGAGGAAAAUUGGUGCCAACGAUUUAUCACAGGAAUUUUUUCUAUAGGCAAUGAAGAAGCAAAGGAAUUUGUGAUGUCAUUGUAUGACAAUUCGAUGUUGGAUGAAAUGAGGAAGAUCUAUGAAGUCAUCUUGAAAGGUGAUGCGCGGCAUGAGAAGAACAUGAGGGAUCUAAGAAAGUUGUGCGAGACAGGAUUAGAACAUUUGUCUCUAGAGGAGGCUUUCAUUAAAUUUGGGGGAGACCGAAUGCAAAAUGUCCCAAAAAAUGACCUGGAGGAAAUUGCUUCACAGUUAGUGGACUCACCAGAAAUAAUGUUAUCAAAGGAAACUAAAGAAAAGCUGUUCAGGGCAUGGGAAGAAAGGUUGAACAGACAUCAUCAUCGUCGUCAUCAUCCAUCUACAUCACCUACAAAGUUGCAGUGAUCUUCCUAUUCAAAAUAAGUGAUAUGUAAAUAUUUUGUUUGUUCAUUGUGUACAGUAAUAAAGUAAUAUUUUUUAACAAAAUGAAAA